Hippocampus comes (tiger tail seahorse) is the source of this 2860-nucleotide messenger RNA. Its product is annotated as ankyrin repeat and SOCS box protein 2. Gene Ontology annotation, biological process: RNA processing; intracellular signal transduction. The record is from RefSeq and is a predicted model, not a curated record. Lineage: Eukaryota; Metazoa; Chordata; Actinopteri; Syngnathiformes; Syngnathidae. The coding region runs from base 699 to 2612 and encodes 637 amino acids. Gene Ontology annotation, molecular function: protein binding; RNA nuclease activity; RNA binding. The transcript has 8 exons.
AUAUUUUGUAAAUACUGUGCUGAGCCAAAUGCAGUGAAAUUUCAUUUUGUAUACUCUUGUGUGUACCUGAAUGAUAACAUCUGUCUAUGGCUACAUAUUGCAAUUCUGAAUCUGAAUCAAGUUUAUUGGCAAGAUUUUGUGACAAUCAAAAACAACUAAAUUGCCAUGCUAUGGACAUACAUAUCGCAUAUGUCCAAAACCCACUUGACCCACUCUUUAAUAAUAAUAAUUAUUAUGAUUAUGAUUAGGGAUGCACAAAUGCCACUAGUUCUGAAAAAGUAUAAGACUCAAACGUUCUUGAACAUGCCAUCAAUUUCACACACUAUAACAGAAGUGUAACAACUUUUUAUUCUUGUCAUUUCAACAUCCAACUUCAUGUUUUUCUAAUGGUGAAGUGAUAAUCGGUUUUCGUACGACUGCAUGCAGUAUGAGAACUACUGAUAUCAUUCAUGCAUUCAUAAUAAUACCUACAAUUAAUAAAUAUUUUCAUAAUUGCUUUUAUUGAAAAGCGUCAGUCAUUAAGUAUCGCGUGUACGGUUUUGAAUGUGUUCUUACUUUUCCUAAGGCGUUUAAAAAGCAUGCAAAUGAUGAAGGCAAACGACCCGCAAGGCAAGGCAAGGCAAGGCAGACAGGUCUGCUUUGUGUUGUGUUCAGGCUUCAUGUUAUCAGAGGACUUGUGAGUGUCCUGACAUAUAUGGAUGAAGCCUGCCUCAGAAUCAACUCCGAAAAUAAUCCGAGCGACCACAGUUGAUCCCCCCCAUCCCACCCACGCCUGCCUCCGUGCCUUUAUGCCUCCCCACGGCCGUGUUCGCUCGUCCGGCUGUGUGUGUGACAACUCAGCUGUCACCACGCGGCGCCCAGCCAUGGUGACCAAAUUCAGCUAUUACCAAUAUUUAGCACAGUUUCAUCACGGACGAACGAAGUCAUCGAUUGACAGUAAUGGUGAUGAUAAUGAGGUAACGUCGAGACAGCGAGGAGACGGCGGGGUAAUCAACGUGACGUCACACGCCGUGGAUGUUGACCCAGUGGUCCUGGCCAUCCGUGGGGGUGAUGUGGAAGUUGUUAAGAAGGUGGCAGAAUCUUCUCCUCACAGUCUGCUGAGGGAGAACAAAGAUGGCUGGAUCCCUUUGCAUCAUGCAGCCUUCAAUGGCCAGCAUGACUGCCUGAGGACCUUAUUGAAAGCACAUCCAGGUUCUGCAGACAAACGCACCUUGCAGGAACAGACUGGCUUGCUGCUUGCUGUGUCUUCUGAACAUUUGUCGUGUGUGAAGUGUCUUCUGGAGUCCGGAGCUGAUCCUGACAUCAGUAGCAAGAACAAAGCAACCCCUUUGUACACAGCCUGCAGGUUGGACAACAUGGACAUGGUGAGCCUCAUCCUCUCUUUCGGCGCCUCCGUUAACCAGCGGUGUGCUCAGGGAUGGACUGCCCUUCACGAGGCUGUGUCCAGGAACAACAUUGCAACAUGUGACAUUCUCGUUGGAGCCGGGGCCACUAUCAACCCCUCCAACACGUACAGCAUCACACCGCUCAUUGUUGCAGCUCAAAUGGGAUGCUUGGAAGCACUGCAAUACCUCAUUGGAAAAGGUGCCGACGUGAACAUGCAGACUUGUGACGGUGUCACAGCACUGCAUGAAGCCAGUAAAAAUGGCCACAAGGAAAUUGUGGCAGUGUUGUUGUCCAAAAAUGCAGACGCAAAUAAGAUGGCGACCUCAGGGCUACUCCCACUGCAUGUUGCAGCUCAACAUGGACACCAAGAGGUGGUAUCCCUGCUUGUCCCUGUGACGAGUCGUACCAGGCUUCGGCACAGCGCCAUCAGCCCUCUGCACCUGGCGGCCGAGCACGACAGGCCGCAAGUGGCAGCUGCGCUACUCAAGGCAGGCGUGGACGUCAACGCCACGCUGGCCCCCGCUCGCUCAGCACGCUAUGCCGACAGACGUGCGACGGCCCUCUGCUUCGCCGUCGCCAACGGCUGCGCCGAGACAGCCAAGGUCCUCUUGAACGCCGGCGCCAACACGGGCCUGGACCCCGUCAGUCCUCUGCUGCUGGCCGUGCAGAGGGGCAGCACAGACAUAGUGUCGCUGCUAUUGCAGAGUGGAGCUGACGUCAAUGCCAAAAUCCCAUCUUGGGCCACGACUUUCCCUGCGGUUGUCACGCUCUGCGUGGAUAAUCUGCCUCUACUCAAGUGUCUUCUGGAUAACGGCUGUGAUGCCCUUUCCUGCUUCUCCUGCCCAUAUGGCAGAGGAUCUCAUCCAGAACAAUCCCACAUGAGAAAUAUUGGCACCGUACCUCCCUUAAACUGCAGUGGACCAGCACAUGAAGCAACACAGUUCUGUCAAUGGAUUUCGACGCCGCCAGUGAGCCAAUGGGCUGGACCCAUCGUCGACUUGCUGCUGGAGCACGUCGCUCAUGUUCAGCUGUGUGGCAAACUCACUCAACUCCUAGAGAGCCGCUGCGAAUGGGCUGCUGUCAAGAGAAAGUCGUUGUCACCUCGUCCACUGCGUCAUCUUUGCAGACUGAGUGUUCGCAGCCGAGUGGGCCCCCAGAGACUGCGAUCUAUCUCAAGUUUACCUCUACCUGCAAGACUGAUCACAUACCUCAGCGUGAUGGACUGAUGAUGUUAAGAUGACCUCGCUUGGCAUCUCAGCUAUUAAGUACAUUUAUAUUUGUCUGUCUUUUUCUUUUUUUUUUUUUUUUUUUAAACCUAAUAUAUCUCAUCUGUACGAUAUGUCUAUUUAUAAACUCUGUGAUGUGACUUUCUCUCCUUUCUGAUUUAUUAUUAUUAUUUUAAUUUCACAGGAACCCUCAGUGAAGGAUAAAAAUACUCUUAAGCCCACGGGACUACUUGUGGGAACAGUUUUUU